Messenger RNA from Trichomonas vaginalis G3, 348 nucleotides. RefSeq lists its product as uncharacterized. The record is from RefSeq and is a predicted model, not a curated record. Bases 1 to 348 code for a protein of 115 amino acids. The transcript has a single exon. NCBI's taxonomy places the organism in Eukaryota, Parabasalia, Trichomonadida, Trichomonadidae.
AUGAAAUCUGUUCCAUACGUAUGUUAUGGUAAUUGUUUAUACAUUGAGUCAAAAAUAGCUAAUGUCACAGGUAUUUCAGGAGUUAAUAGUAAAGGUUCAGUAGAAUAUAAAUCUUUCUGUUAUGCAGUCAAUUCAAUGUUCAUUCCAAACGUUCCUGUCAUAGCAACUCAUUUAGGUAAAUGGGUUCGCAUUAGUCCUCAUAAUUUGAAAGACAUGCAAUUCAGACUUGUUGACUUUCAAGGCGAGCCUGUAGAACUGAAGGCACCAGUGCGAAUGACUGUUGAAGUUGACUUUUUAGAAAAUAUUAAAUGCAACAGCUUACAAGAGAACUCAGAGCUAAAAAUAUAA